UGAAGUCAGGAUGGCACUGCGUAAAAUUUUCCGGGCCUUGUUCACGCCAUCGGAGGAAGCACCGGCCUGCUCUCGGAAUGCGAGUCUCUACUUUCUGCGCUGCAUCUUUCUAAUGGGGAUGCGAAAGCCACCGGCUCGAUUCUUCAUAGCCUACUGUCUAUGGUCCUUUGCCCUGAACCUCAGCUCAACGGUCUACCAGCCCAUCGGCUUUCUCACCGGCUACUUCAGCCAUUUGUCUGAGUUCUCUCCGGGGGAGUUCCUCACCUCGCUUCAGGUGGCCGUCAACGCUUGGUCCUGCUCCGCCAAGGUUAUAAUCGUCUGGGCGCUCGUCAAGCACUUCGAUGAGGCCAACAAAGUUUUGGAUGAAAUGGACAAGCGUCUCACCCAACCUAGCGAACGGCUCCAAGUCCAUCGCGCCGUCACCUGGAGCAACCGUAUCUUCUUCUUCUUCAUGACAGUCUACAUGGUGUAUGCCACCAGCACGUUGAUCACAGCGAUCCUGAUAGGGAAACCGCCAUACCAGAUCUACUAUCCGUACCUGGACUGGCGCUCCAGCUCCUGGCAGCUAGGCCUGCAGACGGGCCUGGAGUACUUUGGCAUGAUCGGUUCCUGUUUUCAGGACGCGUCUGUGGACUGCUAUCCCGUGAACUUUAUCAUAGUGCUCCGUGCCCAUAUGUCCAUCUUUGCGGACCGGCUGAGGCAGUUGGGCAAGGAUCCUGAUGAGAGCCACGAGCAGCGCUACGAGAAACUAGUUCAGUGCAUUCAGGACCACAAGACCAUACUUCGCUUUGUCGAUUGUUUGCGUCCCGUGAUUUCGGGCACCAUUUUUGUGCAGUUCCUGGUGGUGGGCCUGGUCCUUGGUUUCACGCUCAUCAACAUUGUGAUGUUUGCCAAUCUGGGAUCGGCCAUUGCCGCUCUGUUCUUUAUGACCGCCGUUCUGCUGGAGACCACUCCGUUCUGCAUUCUCUGCAACUAUCUCACAGACGACUGCUACAAACUGGCAGACGCUCUUUUCCAGUCAAACUGGAUCGAUUGUGAGCAGCGCUACAAAAAGACGCUCAUGUACUUCUUACAGAAGCUCCAGCAGCCCAUCAUUUUCAUGGCCAUGAAUGCUUUUCCCAUUUCCGUGGGCACCAACAUUACUGUCACCAAGUUUUCGUUCUCGGUCUUUACUCUGGUCAAGCAAAUGAAUAUUGCAGAGAAACUCUCCAAGGAAGACAAAUUAAAUUAACAAGUGAGCUUUAAGUUCGAUUACUUCUCUAAAAAAAUACUUUUGCCUUUUUUGUUUAAACUACUUGUUCAAAGCAUGAAGCAAACGCAGAUUAGCAGUCAUUUGACGUUUUAUUGAAGGUUUUUUCAGCAACUUGUGUAAUUGCUAAUGUUAAUGUAAUUGUUAGAAAUUUGAGAAAAGAAAACGCCCGUAGAAAAUUUAAAUUUCAAUUGCAACGAGACUGCUGCGGUAGCUGUGAAACAAUAUAAAUGAUAUUCUAGCCGACACUGCAAGAGUAAGAAGUCCAGGCACUACAAUAAAUAUUUCAUGAGAAAGAUAAUCUUCUUACCUAACAAAUCAAAAUUAUAAAAAUGGAAAUACAUAUUUAUUUGGGACAUUUAUAAGU
This is a messenger RNA of Drosophila obscura, 1616 nucleotides long. Its product is annotated as odorant receptor 42a-like. The record is from RefSeq and is a predicted model, not a curated record. Gene Ontology annotation, cellular component: plasma membrane. Gene Ontology annotation, molecular function: odorant binding; olfactory receptor activity. The transcript is spliced from 3 exons. Gene Ontology annotation, biological process: detection of chemical stimulus involved in sensory perception of smell; sensory perception of smell. The coding region runs from base 11 to 1231 and encodes 406 amino acids. NCBI's taxonomy places the organism in Eukaryota, Metazoa, Arthropoda, Insecta, Diptera, Drosophilidae.